Molecule: messenger RNA, 1755 nt
Organism: Encephalitozoon romaleae SJ-2008
Lineage: Eukaryota; Fungi; Microsporidia; Unikaryonidae
Exons: 1
Coding region: 1-1755 (584 amino acids)
Molecular function (GO): protein binding
Source: RefSeq, a predicted model, not a curated record
AUGGAGAAACUUGAAAUUUUUAUGGCCCUUAUGAUACUGAAUGGGAAUAACAGAAAGAUAUUUAUCGGUAGUGAAGUAUUCUAUAAGAUAGGAGAAAAUGUUAUUGAGGAGUAUCAAAAGGAAGGCUUUGCUGUGGUAAGAAGAAAAAAUUUCUUCAAGUUUAAGGCUGCCAAGGAGUUUGAUGGAAAAUAUUACCUCCUGACCAAGAAAAAGAUGUUAAUCUAUGAAGAUUUAUUUGAAGAACCAAUUCAUGAGAUCGAGGUUCUGAAUGAGGGAGUUUUUGAUUUUCAUAUACAUCAUGGACAAUUGUUCUAUCUCGCAAGGAGGAUGAAUAGAUGCUUAGGAAUUGAUGAAAACCAGGAGAUAUUAUUUGACUUCCAAACAGGAGUUUAUUUUUGGGAUGAAGCAUAUUUCUACAUAUGCAGUAAUAAAAACCUGAUUAGGUUUGACGUUGUAAAGAAAUGCAGUGAAGAAAUUCUUUGUGAUGUGAAUAUCAGAUGUCUUUCAGUUCGAAACGGUGUGAUUGCAUAUGCAGACGAUGCGAACAUUCUCUAUUUCUUGAAAGGAAAGACAAGUUUGUCAUAUCAUUACCACUCUCGGCCGAUUGUUAGAAUUAUAAUAACUUCACUUGAAAGCCUCUUGGUUGUAUGUGAAGAUAGAAAGCUUGUUAGGAUAGAGACCAGGAGAGACGAAAAAAUGUUUCUGACGGUAUUUGAAGGAUAUCCUGUGGAUUUUGUACAGGAUGGAUCUAACAUUUAUGUUCUAACAUCAUUCUGUGUGGUGGUAUAUGACUCUAAAGCAGGCCAUGUUAAAAAAGAGAUUUUUUCUCUUCCUAGCUUCGAGUACUGCAAACCUCUUGACGACUUUGAACAUAUUGAAGAAGAGAUGCCCGGGAAGGAAAUUUUUGAAUAUAAUGUGAAGAGAACUAAGGUCAAUAUACCCUAUGUGUUCAAGAGGGAAUGCCCUAGGGAGUCUUUGAAAAAUCUUAUAGUUGCAGUUAAAAAGAACUAUAUUUUCAUGUAUAGUCUUGAAGAAGGGGAUGUGGAAAGAAUAGCUUACCUUAAAGGGUCUAAUUGUUUUUAUUCAUCAGGACACAUUGUCAGAUUAUCAUAUGGAGGGAAAAAUAGAAAAACAACAGCAAACAUUUAUCGGAUAGAGGAUGACGGGUUGGUAUUCGUCCGAAAGUAUGAAAGCAUUGGAAUAUCGACUACCCCAGAAGAUGUCAUACUGGAUAGGGGAAGACUUUUUCUGCGCUUUGAUGGGGGUCUUAUUGAAGUAACAGGGCCAGGGAUUACAAAGCGCCUUAAAAACGAGAACAUUCGGCAGAUUGAGGAAACAAAAAGAGGAGUCUUCUUGCUUGAUCAAUGUGGAAUAUUCAGAGUAAGGUCCGGAGAAUGGAUACUGGAAGAUAAAGAUAUUACAUCUUUCAGGAUUUCUGAAGGAACACUAUUUAUAUCACUAGCUGGGAGUGGGAUAUUUAGCUUUGAAAUGAAAGAUGGAGCAAUUGAAGAAAAAUUGAUCAAUGAUACAAAUGUCAUGGAGGUUUUUGCAGAAAAAGAAACCAUAGUAACAUCUAGUCUUUGUGAAGGAGUCCCUAUCCUCAGUAGAUACAGAAAGAGUGGUGGAAGUUGGAAAAAAGACGGAGAGGUCUUUGCGGACAAGAAAAUGGGGAGAAUACUUUAUAGAAACGUUUAUCUUUCAAUAACAAAUAAGUUGCACAAGGUAGAAUUUGAGCAUAAUAGAGAUCUUCCCUGA